Molecule: messenger RNA, 3426 nt
Organism: Cyprinus carpio (common carp)
Lineage: Eukaryota; Metazoa; Chordata; Actinopteri; Cypriniformes; Cyprinidae
Source: RefSeq, a predicted model, not a curated record
UCAUGAAAUCACGCUGAUCUCAGUCUCUGCGGAUGAAAUCACUUUCGUUACAACCAUGAAGAAAGGAUCGUUCAAUUUCCUGGGUCGGAAGAAUCCAAAUCUGUUCGACACCAAUGUGGAAAUCAGGGACAUGGACAACAUGGAGCUGGUGUUUAACUCGGCUGCCAUCCCGGAAUCUGGAACCGCCAAAGUACGCUCGCGUCCAACUGUCAAACACUUCAUGUCAUCUGAGAAUGCGCACGGCUAUGCAGUUCCAACUCCCAUGGUACCGGUUCUUCCACCCUUCAGUGAGCCCAAGAUAAACGGUACAGGAAGUACUACAAACCUCCUAAAUGGAAGGAUGCUUUCUGUUCCUGACCUACUCCAGGGGGAAAUACUUAUACCUCCUCCACCGAGCUCCGCUCCUCCACCCCCUCCAUCAUCUUUAGCCCCACCUCCUCCUUCAUUCAUCCCUCCCCCACCACAGUUCUUUGGUGAAAUGGACCCUUCUUUAGAUUGUGCAAGACUGCAUCCCCCUCCAGUGGCACCCCCAAAACCACCAUCACUUACCAGUUCCAAUUACAGUGCAGAUUUGGACCUGGCCUCCCUCAAACCUCCUCCAAUGCCUCCUCCAAAACCUCCAUCUGAAACUUCCAGCCUCAGAGGUUCCCUCCAUAGCCUGGAUGUCCAAGAUGUCCCAGAAUGCCCCAAGUUCAACCCACCACCACCUCCUGUUAAAACAUCACCUGUUCUCGAAAAAGCUCAGAAAGCAGAACCUCAAAAACCCGUCCGAGUGAACUCCAUACCUAAUCUGGACAUCCAGUCCCAAACUCCUGUGCCACUUGUUGCUUCCAACCAAACACCAUCUAGCUUCAACCCUCAGAACACAGCAAAACUCUACAGCGUGCAGAAGAGCACACUACUUGGUGGACAGACAGAUAGGGAAAAAAAAGUCCAGUCCAUUCUGCUGCUGGAAGAUUCUGCUGGAAACACAGUUGGUGUAGUCAAUGGGAAUAGUGGGAAAAAUGCUGAAUCUUUCCAACCAGGGGUGCCACCAACCAAACCAGCCCGUCGGAACAGUUCAGCCAAUCAGUUAAAGGAUGACCAGCCAGACAUGACACAAGCUCCAAGUGAACAAGCCAAGGUAGAGCCCAAAAUCAAUCCUGAGCCUGUAACACCACAAAACAUCCCCACUGAGGUACCAGCACCAAUCAAAGUUUCACCCAAAAUAGAGAAAAGGAUACCUGAUGUUAGGCAGGUGAUGACCCCAGUUGAGUCCCCUGGCAGGCCUCGCAAGUACAGCCCUAUCUUGAACCACCGACAUCUAAACACACGGGGCGCAGACAGCUCAGUAAAGAAAGAGACCUCCAUCUCACCUUUCGCCUUGCUGAUGGCUGCAAAGGAAAGAGAAAAGCAGAGAACUGUUCUGUCCCAACAGAACAGCAAUUCAACAGAGCCAGUGACUUCUGUGAUCCAACCUAGUGUAGAAAAACCAAACUCCUUCACUGUAAUUCCUCGAGAGCCAACACCAGACAGUCCCAAUGCACAAUUAAAGUCGACCACAAACACGCAACCACUCACCUCGCUAUCAACUAAAGUCGAUGUUCCACAUGUGUCCUACUCAAAGCCAGAGCUAAGCUCAACCCCUCUACAAAGCCCCAUGAACAACUCUGUUAGUGGUCUGGGUGUCCCUGUUAGAGAUGUGGAAAUUGGAGAAGGCUUGGUCUUCAUUCCACCACCUCCUGAAUUUGCCAACUCGGACUCUGAGGAGGAACCUCCAGUUCCCCCACCAAGUCACCCCGCUCCUGCUCCACCUGUGAAAAGUGUCCCUCCACCUGCUAAAACCUUCUUACCUGCUACACCUGCUCCAAUUAUCAACUGCCCCCCACCAAGUCACCCGGCUCCUGCUACCCCUAUAAAACCUGCCCCUCUACCUUCUAAACCCUUACCUAUUCCAAUCACCAAUGGCUCUCUGCCAAGCCACCCUGGUACUGCUCCAAAACCUGCCAAACCCUCCCUACCUCCGACACCUCCACCUAUCACCAAUGGCCCCCUCGUUUCCCCCAAACCUAAACCACCUAGCUUUCCUCCCAAGGCCCCAGGACCUCCCCCAAAUAUCCAGCCCCAGUCCAAACCACCUGUUCAAACUAAAGCCACUCAACCCCCUGCACAAGUGCCUCCAUCCGUCUCCGCUAGCCAGGCAACACUUCUCAGUAUCCUGCAGAAGAAGAUGCUAGAGAUGGACCCCAAAUUCUCAGCUGUCAGGGAGGUGGAGACCAACGGAGAUGACUGGAACUCUCCGCUGUCUGAUGAUGAGGCCACAUCGCCCCUUACCACAUACAAUCCUAUGACAAACCGCAGUGCCACCCUGCCGGCGCAAACUUGUGGAGUGGACAUGAAGGAGCUGGAAAGCAAAGUGGCCAAAAAAGCUCAAAAUUUGGCCACUUCGGCUAAAUCCCAGAACAGUAACGAACCAUCAACCAAACAGCAGUUUGGAAUGACAUUUACCGUGACACCAGGAGCCAAACAACCAAUAACACCCGUUAUCAAAGAUGGUUCAUCCUGAUCCAUUAUUCCAGAGACGUGCCUUACCUGUACAUACUGUAUGUACCUACCUGACAGAUAUUUAACAUUUUGCACCCCGUCUGGAGCUUUAUUACUGCUGUUGCUAAAGUAUUACUGUAACUUUCCACCUGGACAUUUCUUCAGCCGUCAGUAUAUUCAGAUUGUGCCGAACUCUUACGACCGCAGCUUCAUCACGGACUUUCUAGAGCUGCUAAAAUCGAACAAUGGAGCAACUUUACCUGUAUAUGCUAUACACAGAAACACAUUUUAACGUCAAACCUUUUCAUUAGUUUAAUCCAGUUUCUAAUCAGCUGUUUAGUUCGUAAUUGUAACUUCUGCAUAAUAUUUUUGAAUGUCUUUAAUCAUUAAUGUACAAAAUUACUCUAUAGCUCUCGAUAUGAGAGCUUCUUUCAGUGGUGCUGGAUUUUUUCCAGGUCAAAACGUGAUGUAUUUUUAUUAAUUUAUAAAAAGUAUGCCUUAAAAUCCGAUCAAAUGGUUGCGAAGCCUCGAACACAUUACUGUUGGUACUUCAAAAUGAAGAAAAAUGCUUUUGCUGCUUUUCAUAGUUAUUUUUUGAAUCUGAAGCAAGAAUCAAAAAAAAGAAAUAAUGCAAACUUUGUAUUUGCAUGAAUAUACUGGUUAAAAGUGUACUUGAAGAAAUAAGCUAGCAUCGGCUACAAACAGGUUUUUCUGGAAAUCUCCACAGGUUUAAUUGUGUGAUAUAUGCAAUAGGUCAAUAAUUGUGCUUCAUUAAUCUGCAAACUUAUUUGUAUGACUGUUCAUGUUAAAUUGUUUUUUUGGACAUUUAACCAUUUGUUACCCCUGAAAGUAAGAAUAUAACCGCAAUAUUGUAUAAUAAAGAUAUGCGAGAGCAUAAAUAUA